Molecule: messenger RNA, 402 nt
Organism: Lottia gigantea (owl limpet)
Lineage: Eukaryota; Metazoa; Mollusca; Gastropoda; Lottiidae
Exons: 4
Molecular function (GO): protein binding
Source: RefSeq, a predicted model, not a curated record
AGUUUGUACACAUGUCAUGAUGGAACGCGAAUCCCAUUAAGAUAUCAAUGUGAUGGUGAUAAUGAUUGUUCCAAUGGCGAGGAUGAACAAAACUGCAAUGUCAAUUGUGCUAAAAACGAAAAAAAGUGUGAAGAUACGACCUGUAUACCAGCUAAUUGGUGGUGUGAUGGUGAAUUCGAUUGUCCAGAUUCCAGUGAUGAGAAACAAUGCCCAGCCAUUGUAUAUGAACCUACUGGUGAAUUUACAUGUCAUGACCAGUCCAAGAUAUCAAUACAAUUUCAUUGUGACGGCUCUCCAGACUGCCCUGAUGGAUCAGAUGAAGUCAAUUGUACCCAUACAUGUGGACCAAACCAAUGGAAAUGUGAUUAUUUUGAUUGUAUACCGGUUACUUGGUGGUGCGAU